This is a messenger RNA of Mustela erminea (ermine), 3773 nucleotides long. RefSeq names its product DDB1 and CUL4 associated factor 16 (gene DCAF16). Gene Ontology annotation, cellular component: Cul4-RING E3 ubiquitin ligase complex. NCBI's taxonomy places the organism in Eukaryota, Metazoa, Chordata, Mammalia, Carnivora, Mustelidae. Bases 263 to 913 code for a protein of 216 amino acids. The record is from RefSeq and is a predicted model, not a curated record. The transcript has a single exon.
UGGUAAGUGACUUAACACUUUUACACACUGAACUGGUCCUGAGAACUGAGAUGUCUUCUUUGUAAGUGAAGAAUAUACAACAUAAUCUUGAAGAACUGCACAGUGUGAUAAUGAGCCAAAGGCAUACUGUGUGUGUGUAAUGGACUGACAAGAUUAAUCUUGCUGAAGGAUUUUUCCACCUUUUGUUUCUAUUUGCUAGUUUUAGUCAAUAUUUUGCUGGCUUAGAUUGUUACCUUUUUCUAGUUUCUUCUGUUCUAAUCUAAUGGGUCCCAGAAAUCCCUCUCCUGACCCCUUAUCAGAAUCAGAAAGUGAGGGAGAAGAAAACGCUAACUACCUAAAUGAGAGUUCUGGGCAAGAGUGGGAUUCCUCUGAAGAAGAAGACCCUGUGGUGCCCAACCUCACACCUCUCGAGAGUCUUGCCUGGCAGGUUAAGUGCCUUUUAAAAUACUCUACAACUUGGAAACCUUUAAAUCCUAAUUCCUGGUUAUAUCAUGCUAAACUCUUGGAUCCAAGCACACCGGUCCAUAUACUUCGAGAAAUAGGUCUAAGACUCUCCCAUUGCUCCCAUUGUGUACCCAAACUGGAACCCAUUCCUGAAUGGCCUCCUCUGGCUUCUUGUGGAGUCCCACCUUUUCAAAAGCCCCUUACAAAUGCCAGUCGGCUUUCUAGAGAUCAUGCCACUCUUAAUGGAGCGCUGCAGUUUGCUACCAAACAGCUAAGCCGAACAUUGAGUAGGGCCACUCCUAUACCUGAAUACCUAAAACAGAUCCCUAAUUCAUGUGUUUCUGGUUGUUGCUGUGGCUGGUUAACUAAAACAGUUAAGGAAACAACCCGCACUGAGCCCAUAAACACUACAUACUCGUACACUGACUUCCAGAAGGCAGUUAACAAACUCUUAACCACAUCACUCUAAAGACCCACCAUUUGUUCUGAUCUCUCUUGUAUUGCUGAUUGAGGAAGGAAGUACAAAGUCACACAUACCACAGUUGAGAAACAAAUGCCUUUUCAACCAAACCAUGCCCUGUCCUAACAAGCCUGUAAGUACUACCAAGUAUAGUGGUCCCAUAACUCAGCUAUAGAAAAUGCAUGGUGAGCAUGCCCUUUGACGGACCCUGUGGAUAAAAAGAACUUCAGUAGAAAAUUAGACCAAAGGGACCAUAUUACAAAAGUUAGGUAGACUCUUGUCCACACUCAGUUCCCCCACCAAUUUGUUCUGCCUCACUGAAUGGACUCUUGACCAGAUGUCUCAUUGUGAACAGGAAGGAAGAAGUAGUAGCUCCCUAUCCCUUUUGUUACCUAACCUUCAGACUAGCCAGUGGGGAAAGAAGGAACUUAGCUACUCCCAAUAACACCUCUCUGAGCAUACUCUUUUCUAACAUUAGUGUCUGUGAGACAGUUGCAUGAAUUUGAAUUCCCUAGACAAAAGAAAAUGGUGGGGCUAUGGAUUUAUUUCCCAGCUUUUAUACAGAUAGGCUAUAUAUGGCACCCUUUAGGGUUCCUAUUUUGGGGGAGGGAGUGCAGUUUCAAACCUAGGCUGCAUUUCUUCGGGCCUGUUAUAUAGUACCUGCAGUUAUAGUAUAAACCUUUAUAUCAUAGGUUCCCACCACACUAUCUCUAGCUACAUUGGCCUAAAAAUUGCAACCAGGGGUUAAACAGACACCUGUUCUGCAGGGAAUAGGUUUCCCGCAUCUUGGCAUUCAGACUUUAGUCAAUAGCACAUCACAUUUUAAAAGAUCAAUGGGAAAAGGAUUAAGGGCAUUUAUGCUUUCAAUAUUAACUGCUAGUGAAUUAAAAUAUUUCAUCUGUAUAAUGUUCUCAGCAGUACUUUAUGCACUGUUUACGUCCAUAGAAAUUUCAGGAAGUCUUCUAACUUUAAAGAACUUACCACUAUAGUAUAUCUAUCAGAAGUUGGAGUUUUAGCUUUAUUGUCUUUCUACAUAGAUCAGCUUCAGAUUUUCUUCUAGCUCAAUAAGGAAGAGAAAUGUACCCCUGUAAAUGAAUCUUGGUGCAUUUAUUUAAAUGAAUCAAAACAUAGAAAUUAUACAUAAAAGAAGAUGUAUGAGACCAAUAAAUCUUUUCACACGUCUACCAUAGAAUAAAACCUGUGUGUAUGAUCCUGGUUGACUGGGCAUCUAAAAGGAAUCAGAAAAUAGAUUGUUAAAGAUCCUAAAUCCUUUCAUUUUACUUUUAUUUUUUCCUAUUCUCCAUAAUUAAGUGCUGUAUAUGAUGUGGCAUGAAAAAAAAUGGAAGCAUUAUGAAAUCACAAAUUCUAUACAUGUAUGGCAACUUUAAGGAGAGAGGAGAAUGUUUAUAAUCCAAUGACUAUUUCUACUGAGCCUUAGUUCUCAUGUCUUAAGAAAAAAAGAGGGACUUGUAGUAGGUAGAAAAGAUAUUUGUUAAUGGAAAAUUACUGAAAAACCGUAUCAUACUGUUAGUGUAACUGAAUGUAUCAGAAACUGUUCCUAUGUAUAGAUGUUCUGUGAAAUUGGGUUUUUAAAGUGUUAUAAGAACCUGUUCCCUUUUUUUUUAAGGGGGAGGGGGGAAGAGGUAGGGAGGUCUGAAAAUUAAAAUAUAUUGAUGUUUAUGUAACCAUAAUAUGUUCCUUUUUCUGUGUGUGUAUAUAAAAGUGCCUUGCCAUGAAGCGUUUUUGCUAUUCACUCUGAAAGGAAGCCUUUCCCCAGCUCUGCAGCUGAAUAAACCAACAGCUUUGUACAUGCUGAACAGAGUAUAAUCAUUUGUUCCCAACAAAUGAGGUAGACCUUGCUUUCCUUAAAGCAUAUUCAGUAUUCACUAAGUGCUGAAUAGAGUUAACUGAUUAGAUAGAUAGAUAGGUAGAUAAAGAAAGAAAGAGAGAAAGAAAGAAAAAGAAUAUAGUGUCUCUGAUAGGAGGUGACUUGGCAGCUCUAGAAAAUGAAACAUACUUGUAAAAGAAAAUAUUCAGUCAAGACCUGGAUUUGAACCCAUUUGUUUGUAUAUGUUAAAUAACUACAGGUUACACAAAAUGAGAGAUACCUGAAAAAGCCUUUAGCCUUUACUUCUUUUUGUGUGUCCUGGACCUGGGGUUAGGGGUGCAUUUACCACUUUCACCCUCCCCCCACAAGGGAUUAGGAGAAAUGACAAAUUUACUAUGUUUUCAUAGAAAUAUUUAUCAAAGGAAACAGGAUUUCUAAAACAACAGACAUUAAUAUUCUUUAAAGGUAUUCUCACAGUGCAGAUAGGCAGCCUCUGAAGCAGUCCAGAUACUUAGAGCACAGAAGACCAUAGUCAUGUCUUUUAAACCCAUCAGCUUUCCUAAGAGAAGGAAAAAAUUGGUACGUAUCUGAUGAGGGACAGAUUUAAGUCGCCUUUUGGGGAUUAUCCUGAUGGGACUCCUAUCAUAAGUAUCCAUUUAAAAAAAAUUUUCUAUGAUGAAAAUAUUCUGGUAUUAAAGUAGAUUAGUAAAGCUGUUAGGGAAUUUAAAAAUCACUUGGGUUAUUUGCUUACUGAUUCAUAAAUUCUCUCUUCUGUCUCUGUUUUCUACUUUUGCCUUCAGUAUUAGAAAAAUUAAUGCCUUUUGGAGCAGGCCAUUAUGUUUACAUGUCUCUUGUUAGAAAUUUACAUGUCAUUCAUCUAAUAACAGUAUGGAGUACCUACUAUCCAGACCCUGGGAGUGCAAAAUAAAAUAAGGUACUAUACAUAAGAAGUUUUAAAAUAUACUGAACUGAGGUAUCUGGAUGGCUGAGUCGGUUGUGCCUCCGACCUCUGCUCAGGCCAUGAUCUCAGAGUCCUAGGAU